AGUCACUCUCGUCGGUCUUUUGUCCAUCUACUGCUAGUCUAGCGCAGGCGAUCAGUGUGCCCAUGGCUGCUCGGAAUGACGAAGAUGCGGAGAUGAUAGAAGCUCGCCCUCGUAAAAGGAUUCGCAGCAGCACAAAACGCAAACGUGCAACAAGUCCCACUCACCUGCCCAGAGUGCCUAUAUUAUUUGCACCAUUCCGCGCUCUGGGUCUAAUCACAAACCAUAUACCAUUCUAUAUACAAACCCGUUCUUACAAGGAUGCAACUGAGGGGCCCCGGAUACACAUUUUGACCUGUCUCGGCAGAUCAUGGGCGUUAUGGGAGGGGGGUAAGAUGGGCCUGUUAUUUGUGGGUCCGGAAGUUCAAGACCCUAUUUCGUGCCUAGUUAUGGAUGGAGAUGCUGUUUGGGCAGCGUCUGGCGUACAUGUAAUCAAAUAUCUCCGGGGAAAAGAGGUUUCACGCGUGUCGAAUCCGCUCCAGACCCCCUUAGCAUUCGUCAUUCUGUUUGGUACUCAGUUGCUUGCAUUGACGGAAGAUGGUGCGCGGAUGCUAAUAUGGGAGGUAUCGACCAAUGAACAAGCCUUAUCUACAACUAUUCAGUUUGAUAUUGGGUUUACUGCUACAUCAAUUCUCCAUCCUGCUACAUAUCUGAACAAAGUUUUGGUUGCCAGCAAGGAGGGCGAUAUGCAACUUUGGAACAUCCGUACACAGACUUGUAUACACAAAUUUUCUAAUUCUCUAUUGCGCACAUUACCAUCUCAGCAGCAUAUGAACUCAUUGUCGAGUCCCAUCACAGCGUUAACGCAGUCCCCUGCUAUCGAUGUAGUUGGUGUUGGUUUUAUGUCAGGAGAAAUAUCUGUGUACGACGUUCGUGCUGAUGAGCGGCUGAUGAGAAUGUACAUGGAUGAUGGUGGAAUCAAAGCUUUAUCUUUCCGGAGUGAUGGUCACCCGAUUCUGGCGUCUGCCUCGUCAUCUGGACACAUAGCUCUCUGGGAUCUAGAUUCUGGAGGUCGGCUUCUGCACCUCAUCCGGGGUGCACAUGAUGGUGCUGUUAGUGCACUUGAGUGGGUCCCUGGACAGCCUGUCCUCAUCAGCUCAGGUGAGGAUAACAGCGUCAAGCAAUGGUUGUACGAAUCCCCUACCGCUGUUCCUCGACUCCUGAAAUUCAGAUCUGGUCAUCAUGCACCCCCACAUCUCAUUCGGUUUUAUGGCGAAGAUGGUAAACAAUUGUUAUCUGCAUCAGCAGACCGUACCCUACGGUAUAUCUCUGUUGUUCGAGAUUCGAGGUCAUACGAAAUGUCGCAAGGAUCUCUCGCACGGAAAGCUACGACUCUAUCAAAACCUCUUACUUCGUUGAAAUUCCCUCCUAUCACCUCCAUUUCUUGUUCCUCGACACGAUCCAAGGACUGGGAUGACGUCCUGACCGCACAUGCUGAUGAGAUGUGUGUACGGUCUUGGACAGUACUCAACAAGCGCGUUGGAAAGCACACGUUCAACUCCGCUGAGAGUUCCAAAAGGAAGUCUCCCUCAGGUGUUGUAAAGUGUGUUUGUGUUACUGCUUGUGGAAAUUUCGGUCUUGCGGGAUCUUCAACUGGAGAGAUACACAUGUGGAACAUGCAGUCUGGGUUGAAGCGAAAGUCGUUCAAGGUUGGACCUUGCCCUCAAGCCCUGAUCGAUCGUCUUGAGCUUUCGUCCAUGACAAGAUCAAAAGCCAGCGAGCGUAGUAUUACUGGCCUGGCAUCAGAUGCUCUGAACCGCGCAGUCAUUGCCACUACUUCAGAUGGCACUGUGAAUUUCUUUGACUUCCAUACCUGUACUCUGGACCAAGUGAUGGUUUUACCAACUUCAGCUAGUUCGAUGAUGUUACAACGAGACUCUGGAUUACUUGCAGUCGUCUGCGAUGAUAUGGUCGUUCGAAUCAUUGACAUCGAGACUCGUAGAGUCGUCAGAGAACUAGCGUGUGGCGUCCAUGGUCGAAUACUUGACAUUGCAUUUUCGUCAGAUUCUCGCUGGAUAGUGGUCACAUCGUUGGACUCUGUGAUACGGACAUUCGAUAUACCUACUGGUCAGCUAAUAAAUGCGUUCCGCACACCUAGUGUUGCCACGAGCAUUGCGUUCUCGCCGACAAAUGACUUUUUGGCCACUACACAUGUUGACAGCGUUGGCAUUUUCCUUUGGGCAAAUCGGUCUCAAUACUCUGAGGUUGCAUUCCGUGCAAUUUCAGAAGAGGAUAUUGCGGAAGUUGCGCUUCCUUCGAUGCAAGGGUCUGAAGAAGAUGAAACAUUAGAAGCUUUGGAAAAACUGGGGGUGGAAGAUAAGCCCACAGACGUCUUCUCGACGCCAUCUCAAUUAGAUGGAGAUCUUGUGACAUUAACGUUACUCCCUCGUGCACGUUGGCAGACACUGCUGAAUUUGGAGGUUAUACAGCAACGGAAUAAACCAAAAGAGCCACCGAAGAAACCCGAACAUGCACCGUUCUUCUUACCUACGUUACCGGGCGUCGAGCAUCGCUUUGCGAUCGAGGAGAAGAAGCAAGAGACGCAGGACAAACACACCCGCAGACUUGACAAAAUCGUUGCGAACUCGCAAAGCACGUUACAAAAGUUGCUGGUCGAGUCAGAUAAAAAUAGCAGCUCGAACGACGCAUUGUUCGACUACAUCAAGAGCCUCUCGCCGGCGGCAAUUGAUUUGGAGUUGCGCUUGUUAGCGUUCAACAGCCUCAAACAAUUUCUUCGCGCCAUCAAGCGACGCCUGCAGUCGCACCUCGACUUUGAAGCUGUGCAGGCACUACAAAAUGUCGUCCUGCGAAUCCAUGCAGACGUGAUUAUCGAAAAUGAGGAUUUGCGGACUGAGUUAGAGGAACUCCUGAAAGUGCAGAAGAAAGAGAGUGGGCGAGUGUUGGAUUUACUGGCUUCGUCCCUCGGCACACUUGGUUUUGUUCGGGAUAUACAAUAGACGGUGUACUCUAACUACAAGCACACAAAAUAAACAAGAGGCAGCGAAUUGUACCACUUU
This is a messenger RNA of Suillus discolor, 3014 nucleotides long. RefSeq names its product Utp21 specific WD40 associated putative domain-containing protein. The record is from RefSeq and is a predicted model, not a curated record. The coding region runs from base 63 to 2954 and encodes 963 amino acids. Gene Ontology annotation, molecular function: protein binding. Gene Ontology annotation, biological process: rRNA processing. The transcript has 15 exons. Gene Ontology annotation, cellular component: small-subunit processome; Pwp2p-containing subcomplex of 90S preribosome. Lineage: Eukaryota; Fungi; Basidiomycota; Agaricomycetes; Boletales; Suillaceae.